This is a messenger RNA of Funneliformis mosseae, 636 nucleotides long. NCBI's taxonomy places the organism in Eukaryota, Fungi, Glomeromycota, Glomeromycetes, Glomerales, Glomeraceae. The record is from the annotation of a GenBank genome assembly.
AUGAAAGUGGAAACCAAACUAACUAGAAAAGCACAAUAUUCAUCAGAUAUUAAUGUUGGUCACUGGAGUAAAGAGGAGGAUGCAAAAUUAAAAAAAUUGGUUUACAAAGAUGGCGCUAGAAGAUGGCGCACGAUUGCCUCGAAAAUGGGAACUCGCGACGCAAAGCAAUGUCGAGAAAGAUUUUGUGGACAUCUCGACGAAAAAAUCAACAAGGACCAAUUAUCGCCUGAAGAAGAUUUAUUAGUCAUCCAUUAUCGUAGUCAAGGUUUUGGUUGGGCAAAUAUUGCAAAGCUUCUUAAAAACGGAAGAACGCCAAAUCAUGUUAAAAACAAUUACAAUCAACGCUUGGCAAAAGGAUUAUCCGUGUCCAGACCUUCGCGUAAUCAUGGUUUAGUUGGCAACGAUGCGACUAUAUCAAGAUCCGUUAUGAACAAAACUUCUGAUUCCGAAAAAAUUUCCGAAAUAUAUAUGAGAAACGAUACGUUUAAGACCUCCAUAUCUAAAACAUCAUACGAAACGUCGUUCGUAAAAACCGAAACUUUCGAUACUUCCAAAACUUCCGAAACAUCCGAAAUUCCCAAAACAAGAAACCCUUUGGUUUCACGACAAUUGACAUUAGAAUUUAUUUUAAAUUAA